Molecule: messenger RNA, 2070 nt
Organism: Haemonchus placei
Lineage: Eukaryota; Metazoa; Nematoda; Chromadorea; Rhabditida; Trichostrongylidae
Source: the annotation of a GenBank genome assembly
AUGGAGCAGGAAGUAAGAUUGUCGAAGGAGAUCACUGUGUUACAGACGGGUACCUGCAACAUGAGGACACUGCAGUCUGCACGGCAGUUCUCAUACGGUCGUACUAUCAGCUAUAUACCAACGCACUGUUUUACUGGCGUUCAACGACGAAUUGAACGAGAAUGUGGUCGGGUACGAGACUGCUGCCCAGCCCUAUCCAGAUGCUCCUCCAUAACCACAAACUCGUCGGCAGCGGAACGAACGCAAGAACUUCGAAUACAAAUGAGGAAGAGAGCAGAAAACUGCGCGAGAGGCUUACCUAUUACGCCUUUACCAAUGCCAGUCGGAUACAAUCCGCGGAUAGGUUUUGAUCCAUCUUCCAUACCUGGCCGAAACAUGAACCCCCCAACCUAUGAUGGUAGCCAAAGCGGGUACGACGCAGCCGCAAGCAGCGGAGAUGGCAGUGGAUCAGCUUCGGAUUAUGGUUACGGCAAUGUGAACGUUCAUAUCACACCCCAAGAAUCGUCUGGUGCUUACCAACCUGAAGAAGACGUUGGCAUGAUAAGCAAUCCUGUGCCUAACCGUGAAGAAUACGAGAGAGCUCGUGCCCGUCAGUCUCAAAAUCGUCAAAGCCAAAGUGGAGCUGAAUUCACCGAGGAAGACGGAUCACUGACACUCUCUGCGAAACCGAAGCUGUCGUUCCCGGAUGACAAAAUGCAGAAUACCAAUAAGUACAAGGCGAAGAUGGCUGAACAGGAUGCCGGUGAAACCGCUCGUGAAGCUUUGAAUAGUUUUCUGAGAGCUGGUCAGGCUGCUGAGGCUUCUGGACCCAUUGCCACGGCAAAACUUCCGUCGAAAAAUGCGAAAGCUUCCGGAUCGAUGCGGCCACUGGAAAUGAUCAAUGACGAAGAUGUUCCUGCAGAUGGAGAAAUCGUCACAUCACCUCCAGUAAUUUUUCUAGGCAAACAAAUCAACAACACAAAGGGCCUCAAUCGAUCUGGAUCCUGUAUAGAACGUAUGAUGAAGACGCAAACACAGAAACUUCAACAGAUCUUGACAUUGCUGGGAGAGAAGAAGGAUUCAGAGGAUAUGCAUGAGAUCAAAGAGUUAAUCGACGAAUGGCACAACAGUUUCCGAAAUAAGGUCAUUUCGGCAAAGGAUAAGACGACUAAACUUGAGAUUUCGAUAGCGCUGGAUAACCUCAUCAAACAAUUCGACAAAGUGAAUCUGGAUCUGAUCAAAUCACAAGUGAAUGCUACAUUCGACGAAAAUGACUAUCCGGAUGGCGAUGCCGCAGUUUUUGAAACUGAAUGCGAUCCGUUAGCUGUGAGUAAUAUUCUGGAAGAGCAAUUACGCCAUCAAGAAGAAUUAGAGAAAGAACGGCUCGCAGCGAGGCAUAAGUUUGAUCGCAAAAAUAAGGGCCAGACCGAUGAACACGGCGAUCACACUGUCGUUGAAGACGGUGUGACGAAAUUGAUCCUCUCCGGUAGCCAUGAAUCCCUGAAUGUUGACCAUCCGGCGACAAGCGUCGAAAAGAGCAGCGACACCAGUAAGCCAACCGACGAAGAGGCGAUCAUUCAUAAUUGGUCAAACAAGGAGUAUAAACUGGAGCUAGAGAAGUAUAAAAAGGAACACCACAUAAACGCAACGUCACUGGAACCGAGGAACGAAACGGCGUGCGAUUUAUACAUGCGAUGUCGAAAUCAGAUGCAUAUGGCUGUUGACAGUUGUGCUUGGCGUUUUGCCAACAGCAAAAUCCUUCCAACUCUGGCCGAAAGUGCAGAGAGCCUCUUGUAUCGGGCCGAAGAACUGUGCGAUCCCGCUGAGCAGCCAUUCUACGAAGAGCUCUAUGAGUUGAUGAUUACGCGAAAUACUCGGCUUCGAGACUGCCUAGAUGAGAAGAAUGAGAAAUUCUUUUCGACAUCGAUCUGUUUACCGUAUUCCCCUGUGGAACAUCUCAUGUAUGGCUCAGCAUUUAUUCGAUUGCUCAGCGAAGACUAUAAACAGUCUGCAGAUUGCUUCCGCGAUGCAAAUCUUAUCCAAGAAAAGUGUACAAAGCUAAGGGAAUGCUGUCCAAAUUUUGAUAGGUAG